AAUGGUCAAACCAGUGUGACAGGAACUUGGCAAAAUGUCAAAAGCAAUGAACAGAAGUCCAGUGGUCAAUGGCAAGAAUCAACAGAAUCUGUUGAGCUUGAAUAAUUUAGUGUGACCUACAAGAAUGAGAGAAAUUUUAGCAAGCAUCCCAAGCGUCAGCUGUUUCAUGAUAUCUUUACAACUUUAGUUAAAUACAGACUUACCUGCAGGCAAUGGGUUAUUCAAGCUCCGUGCAUCCAUUUUCUUAGAGUAUUAAUCUGCCUGAGAUUAUUAAUAAGGGAUCCAUGCUACCAAGAAGUGCUCCACAGCCUGGGUGGAAUUGAAAAUCUAGGUCAGUAUAUGGAAACAGUAGCAAAUCGUUAUCUUAUUUGCAGAGAAGAGCAGCAUAAUGUAGGCAAGUUGGUCAACAUGACAUAUAUUUUCCAAAAGCUUGCUGAUGUUAGAAAUCAAAGAGUAGUUAUAGCAAGUGGAGCACAUGAAAUGCUUUAUAAAAUUACCUUAAUAAAUUUAUUAUCUGCCAGAGAUAGUCAUGUGUUUUUUGGUAGAAUGGAAUAAUCAAUUUGUAGUCCAGAAUAUAGGGAGGAGAUAAAUGAGAUUGUUGAGAACUUGCUGGUGAUAUUACAUGAACACGAUUUUCUCUCUAACAGGUUCACAGCAGAGUUGCUGUGACUCCUUUGUGCAGAGUCAUGAGUCAAAGAGCAAAUAAAAAUGUAUGAAGAAGUUCCAGUCUUACUCAGUUUGCUCCAUUCUGAUCACAUCAAACUUCUAUGGAGAAUAGUUUGGAUUCUGGUACAGGUUUGUGAAGGUCCUGAGGCUAAUGUGGAAAUUUGGAUCUGGGGUAGAAUCAAGCAGCUCCUUCAUAUGUUACAGGAGGAAAGAAAUCUUGCAUCUGACCCUUGUAUCAACUCUUCAGUUAGAAGUUUAUCUAGGGCAAAUGCAGCAGGGAGAAUACAGUAUUUUCAUUUGUCAGAUGAGCUGAGUCCUGAUGAGAUACAAGAAAAUUUCUCACUUCAAGCAGCUUGUUGUGCUGCAAUUACUGAACUGGUGCUCAAUGAGACUAAUGGUUACCACGUUGUACAGGCAAUUGCAGUAUAUACAAUAGCAAAGCUAAUUUCAUCAAACAAAGAAAAAUCCAGUUUAUUACAGGAGUUUGUAUUGAAGCAAAUUGCUGAAAGUCCUGAGAACAUGAAUCAGAAUAAGGCACCCACAAAUCAUGUAGGAAAUGAUGCAAUUUUAGAGCACCUUGGCAGUGGAGCUUUUGGAAUUGUAUAUAAGGUUAGAAAACAUAAUGGACAACAUCUCCUGGCAAUGAAAGGAGUCAAUUUACGCAAUCCAGCAUUUGGAAAGGACAAAAAAGACAGAGAUAGCAGUGUAAAAAGUAUUGUCUCUGAAUUAACCAUCAUCACAGAGCAGCUGUAUCACCCAAAUGUUGUAUGGUUUUAGAGAACCUUCUUGGAAAAUGACAGGUUGUAUAUAGUGAUGGAGCUUAUGGAGGGGGUGCCAUUGGGAGAACAGUUUCACUCUUUGAAGGAAAAACAACAUCAGUUUACAAAAGAGAGAAUAUGGCAUAUAUUUAUCUGACUUUGUCUAGCUCUUCAUUAUUUGCAUAAAGAGAAAAGGAUUGUUCAUUGAGAUCUCACUGUGAACAAUAUCAUGUUGGGGGAUAAAGACAAAAUACGGAUCACUGACCUUAGCCUCGCAAAGCGAAGGCAAGAAAACUGCAAACUUAAAUCCCUAAAUCCUAAAAUGGCUUCAAGAGUGAGACCUUUUAAUAUGUUAAAUAUUCAAGUCACAUACCUUGGAAGACUAAUGCUUGUAGUUCUUAGUGAGCAAAGUCCUCAAGUUGUAAAGGGUGAGCUGUAUGGAGAGAAGGCUGAUGUCUGAGCUGCAGGAUGCAUCCUUUAACAGAUGGCCACUCUGAGCCCACCAGUUUACAGCACCAAUAUGCCCUCCUUGGCAACUGAGAUUUUUUUUUAUUUUUUUCUGAUAGUAGGGGCUGUGUAUGAACCUGUGCCAGAGGGACUGUACUCUGAAAAAGUCUCAUUUACCAUUAAGAGCUGCUUGACUCCUGAUGCAGAGGCAUGUCCAGACAUAGUAGAAGUCAGCUCACGGCUGCCUGAUGUGAUGAUGAAAUAUCUGGAAUUUUUAUCCACCUCUCAUCUCAUGCUGGAGAGGAAACUGGAUUGGGAGAGGAGAGAAACCCAGUGGUACUUCCUGGAGGCUAAUUGAAAUGCAGUAACUUAUCAUCAUCAACUUCCCAUUUUAUCACAAAAAAAUGAUGAGGAGUUGAGUCUGCAUCGUAGCAGCAGUGGAGCAGUUGCAGUUUUGUUUGUCAGUUGCAAAAGUGAAUUUUCAGAAAAUACUGACCUUCCAGUUGUCAGUUAUCAGUCUGCACAUGGAAAAGAUGAGGAAAGAACAUGCAAAGCAAUCCUGGUAUUUUCUCUGAAUGACAAUGAGAUAGACAUAGUGGACAAUUAAAGCAGCUCCAGUUCAAGUAAUUUGAAAGAGUCUGCUGCUGGUAUAGUUAUACAAAGUUUUAGUGUUUCUGAAAGAGAGCCUCAGAUAAGAAUGAGUGUUUCCUCUUUUAUUUCUUCUCCUUUAUUGCCUAUUGAUCUGCUUUUAAGAGUACCUUCACUCACCCACAGGUCCCACACUAAGAAAAUCAAGUGUUUGUACAUGAUGAGAUGGCAGUUUCAUAGUCUACCAGCUCUAGCUCUUUGCAAUGUGAAACAUCAUGGUUUUAUUUAUAAUUAGUCGGCAGGAAUUGCUGUAUCACAAAGGAAGGUGCAUCAGAUCAGUGACCCUGUUCAGCAGAUCCUUCUUCAGCUGCACAAAAUUGUCUUCAGCACUCAACUUCCUCCAGCUUUGCAAUGCAACUUGAAAAGCAGAAUCGUUGAGAGAUUCAACAAGUCCCUCUUCAGUCAGAAGAGCAAUCCUUGUAAACUGAAAUCAGAAAUCAAAAAGCUCCUGCAAUAUGCUGCUGAAUUGAUUGAAUCCAAUAUCUUCACAGCAGAUUGGCAUGGGGCACAUCUUUCUUCAGGUGGAAUUAUGUUGCUUCCAGAUGAUAGAAAAGGCAUUCUUGGCACAUCUGGCAUGGCAGAAGGGAUGACAUAUGAGCAGUUGCAGACUCUAAUUGAGGAAGUUCUAGAGGAAAGCGGUAAUUACGGUUUCUCUUCUUACAGGUAUCUCUACUAUCCCGAAGGGAACAAAGAACUAUCCAGCAAAAGAAGAAAACGUGUGGUUCUAAACAGAGGGUUUGGAAUUGUUCCUAGUGAAGCCAACCUGCCUGUACUUCAGCAGAGGCUGAUUACCAAAGGGUCAAGCUUUGCUCAUUGA
This is a messenger RNA of Haemorhous mexicanus (house finch), 3336 nucleotides long. RefSeq names its product NIMA related kinase 10 (gene NEK10). Gene Ontology annotation, molecular function: protein kinase activity; ATP binding. Gene Ontology annotation, biological process: protein phosphorylation. The record is from RefSeq and is a predicted model, not a curated record. Lineage: Eukaryota; Metazoa; Chordata; Aves; Passeriformes; Fringillidae.